Protopterus annectens (West African lungfish) is the source of this 4957-nucleotide messenger RNA. It is a transcript of the gene IRS1, whose product is annotated as insulin receptor substrate 1. The record is from RefSeq and is a predicted model, not a curated record. Gene Ontology annotation, cellular component: plasma membrane; cytosol. The transcript is spliced from 3 exons. Lineage: Eukaryota; Metazoa; Chordata; Ceratodontiformes; Protopteridae. Gene Ontology annotation, molecular function: insulin receptor binding; phosphatidylinositol 3-kinase binding. Bases 741 to 4055 code for a protein of 1104 amino acids. Gene Ontology annotation, biological process: insulin receptor signaling pathway.
GCAGGGAUGGGCUACGCAUUUAGUGCGUCACGUGUUUAUUUUCUUUCUCCUCCUCCCCUGUCGGUCUCCCUCCCUUCUCUAGGUUGAGAUUGAGUCGACUCGAAAAGAAGGGAAUUAUACUCAUAAACACAGAUAGUGUGCGUUGUUUAGGUACUGAGCUGUAGAAGCGAGAGGGAAGAAAACAACCAAUUUCAACUCCUGAUAACUGGUGAAACAGCAGAGGAAUGCAUUAUUCUGUACCUCAUUGCACGGGUCCCUUUUUGAGAGACAAUUUAUCUGCUGUUUAAUGUCAGUCCGAAAUGGCACUUUUGCUGAUUGAGCUUAACGGGGUUGGGCUUUUGCAGCGUGAGUCUUUGUUAUUAUUUUGUAGGGGGUGUGCUGCUACGAUUUGUUGGAGAGUCCGAGUGAAAUGAGUAAAUUCAUUUAGACUGGCAUAGUUCUUUUCUCCUGCUUUACAACGGAAUUAUCUACCAUUAUCUCAUAUUCCCCUUGUAUGGGAUGUGUUUGUUGAACUGCCGCUGUCUCAGGAGUGUCACAUUAAAGCCAUGCAGUUUUUUGGAUUGAGACGCCUGCUCUUUCGUAUCUGGAGUCUUGAUAAAAGAAAUCUGAAGUAAAGAAGUGUGAAAAGAGAACAAUAAAAAUUUAACUAUUCAUGCCACCCAUCUCUUGUGUGUUGACCCGCAUUCGGGGGUGCAGGUGAGAAUAAUUGUUCCCUCCAAGGGGGGUUUGUACUGUUUGUUAUGAUGGCGAGCCCGACGGAGAACGAAAGCUUUUCGGAUGUAAAAAAGGUGGGUUAUUUGAGGAAACCGAAGAGCAUGCACAAGAGGUUUUUCGUUUUAAGAGGCGCUACCGAGGCGGGACCAGCUCGGCUUGAAUACUAUGAGAACGAGAAGAAAUGGAGGCACAAGUCCGGGGCUCCCAAGAGGUCCUUUCCACUGGAGAACUGCUUUAACAUCAACAAGAGAGCUGAUGCCAAGAACAAGUACCUGGUCGCAAUGUACACCAAGGACGAAUAUUUUGCUGUAGCGACCGAUAAUGAGGCUGAGCAGGAAAGUUGGUACCUUGCUUUACUGGAUUUGCACAACCGAGCUAAAGUGCACGAUUCUUUGGGGGCUGAAUGCGACAACAACUACGGAGAUGUCAACCCCGGACCCGCUUUCAAGGAAGUCUGGCAAGUCAUUCUGAAGCCAAAGGGUUUGGGACAAAGUAAAAACUUGGUCGGGAUUUAUCGACUGUGUCUGACCAGUAAGACCAUUAGCUUUGUAAAACUAAAUUCGGACGUAGCAGCUGUGGUUUUGCAGUUGAUGAACAUCCGAAGAUGUGGCCAUUCUGAGAACUUUUUCUUUGUAGAGGUGGGCAGGUCAGCAGUGACUGGACCUGGGGAAUUUUGGAUGCAAGUGGACGAUUCAGUGGUAGCGCAAAAUAUGCAUGAGACAAUUUUAGAAGCAAUGAAGGCAAUGAGUGAUGAAUUUCGUCCCAGGAGUAAAAGUCAGCCCUCGUCAAAUUGCUCAAAUCCGAUCUCCGUGCCCCUUCGAAGGCAUCACCUGAAUAAUCCGCCUCCUAGCCAAGUAGGACUGGGCAGGAGAUCGAGGACCGAAAGUGUCACAGCAACAUCACCCGCUGGACCAUGCAAACAGAACUUUAGAGUAAGAGCAUCUAGUGAUGGAGAGGGAACCAUGUCCAGACCAGCAUCAGUAGAUGGCAGUCCAGUAAGUCCCACAGCCUCCAGAACCCUUACCCAUCGACAGAGAGGCAGUUCAAGGCUUCAUCCACCUUUGAAUCACAGCAGGUCCAUACCUAUGCCAUCUUCACGUUGUUCGCCAUCUGCUACAAGUCCAGUUAGCUUGUCCUCAAGUAGCACAAGUGGUCAUGGGUCUACAUCAGAUUGUCUUUUUCCAAGGCGGUCAAGUGCUUCUGUCUCUGGCUCUCCCAGUGAUGGAGGAUUUAUCUCAUCUGAUGAGUAUGGUUCUAGUCCCUGUGACUUCAGAAAUUCCUUCAGAAGUGUAACUCCUGAUUCAUUAGGACAUACUCCUCCAGCCCGAGAAGAUCUGAAUAAUUAUAUUUCAAUGAAUAAAUUAAGUCAGGUACCAAAUGGACAUUGUAAUAGAGUUAAUCGGUGUGCCUCUUCUAGAGGGGAGGAAGCAGACGUUGAAAAAGGUUUUAGAAAAAGGACUCAUUCUGCGGGUAAUUCCCCUCCCACCAUUUCUCAUCAGAAGACACCUUCUCAGUCUUCAACAGCAUCUUUGGAAGAGUAUACUGAAAUGUUGCCUUCUUACCCUUGCCGUUUGUCAUAUCGACAGUCUGCAUUUGUUCCUACCCAUUCAUACCCCGAAGAGUGCUUAGAACGUCAAAUAGAUAACAGAACUGCUCAUGCGGAUGAUGGCUAUAUGCCAAUGUCGCCAGGAGUAGCACCUGUGCCAAGCAAAAAUGACUAUGUUCCCAUGAGUCCAAAGAGUGUUUCAGCUCCUCAGCAAAUAAUUAAUCCAAGACCACAUUCACGAGUGGAUUCAAAUGGUUACAUGAUGAUGUCACCUAGUGGCAGCUGCUCCCCAGAGAAUACAAACUAUGGCAAAAUGUGGGCCAAUACUACAAAUCCUAAGCUUUCUGUGGAAAGCAAUGAUGGUAAAUUGUGCAGUGAUUAUAUCAAUAUGUCACCUGCAAGUGGAUCUACUACAAGCACUCCUCCAGACUGUUAUUUUAAUCCAGUGGAUGAGUCUGCCAAACCUAUUUAUUCUUAUUUCUCGUUGCCCCGCUCUUUCAAACAUGUUCAGCGGAAAAACUAUGAAGGCCAGUUGGAUGUUUCUGUAAGUUCUGGGCACCUUACCUGUGGAGAAGAUUCCUCUUCCUCAACUAGCAGUGACAGUUUAGGAGGACAAGAAACUAGCCAUCAAGUAGUUAAUCUUAGAAAGCUUGAUUCCUGCAAGCAGUUAAAGGGUAGGCUUACAAGACCAACUAGGUUGUCUCUUGAUAACAAUAAAGCAAAUACACUACCUAGAACUCGUGAGCAUCCUUUGCCACCUGAGCCAAAAAGCCCAGGGGAGUAUGUUAACAUUGAGUUUAAUGAUGAGGCAUUUUCAUCAGCUACUGUGUCUUUAUGUUCUCCUUCAUAUGGAAAAAUUCACCCCAUUCAAGAAAGAGCGGGAGUGUCUGAAUACAUGAAUAUGGAUUUUGGAGCACGUGAGUUUAAGCCUAGUUCUCCAUUAAAAUCUUUAACGGAUAGCACAGGCUCCACAGCUGGCUGUACUAUCAGUGCAUGCAAAACAAAUGGAGGGCAUCCAAACUGUGAUUAUGUGAGUAUGCAGUAUAGCAGUACCUGCCUCAAUUUUUCAGCAUCACCGGUCAUGAUUAAUUACACAGAAAACACCACUGUAAGUAAUCCUUCACCUCAGAGAUCAUACUCACCAAAUCAUGAAAUGCUUCCAUUAGCCAACAUUUCUGAUGCAACAAGUGCCCCUUUGAUGGGCCAAGUUUCAGGGAUGAGUGCUUUUACUCGUGUAAAUCUUAGCCCAAGCCGAAGUCAGGGUGCCAAAGUAAUACGAGCAGAUCCCCAAGGAAGACGGCGACAUAGUUCUGAGACUUUUUCUGCUAGUAGUAUGACCCUGGCAUAUGUAGAUGAUGUUAAACGACACAGUUCUGCUUCUUUUGAGAAUGUCUGGCUGAAACAGGGUGAAUCAGCCACAUCUGGCAGGAAGGAGCAGCAGUCUGUUGGAGCAGUGUCACUAACUGGUGCUUCUGCUGCAUUUGAAGGUGGUCUGAAUUACAUUGAUUUGGACUUGGUUAAUGAGUGUAAUGACUUGGUGUGUGUUCCCCUACAGCCUAAAGCCCCUAGUUUGCCUUGUGGAAGAAACUCCACUGAUGAUUCAAGUGCAUAUGCAAGCAUCAGUUUCCAGAAACCAGAGGACUUCCAAAGAUAUCCAGCAAAAAGAGAAGAUAGGAAAACUGGCAAGACAGCGCUCCUCCCUGAAACACAAAAUGACAUCUUCCAGAACUUCAUCAGAACCUCGUUAACUAGAGGGGACCUGGACAAUACAAUGUUUCACAAACUUGCAACCUAGACCUCACACCUUUUCCUUCAGUAAAUGGUACGAAUGCAUCCAGUUCACUUUGUUUACUUACUACAAACCUCAGGAUUUUGUUGACCGAACUGCACAUUCUCUACUAGUGCCAAGCAAAAGCACUAUGGCACCUGAGCAUGUCUGCCAUUUCACUUCAACUUUUUCUACUGUUAAGAAUUUCACUGUCUCUCAGAACUGGUAUUUUACUGUCAUCAUUCUGUUGUGAUGACAUCAGGUAUUUGGUUAACAUGUUUGCAGAACACUAUGUUAAUUCUCAUUUGCUGCUGAGAAACGUGCUACGUAUAGUUGUAAAUUAUUGGAAAACUAUUGAGUUGUUUGGAGAGUAUUAAAUAUUUAACAUAGGUUUGAUUUAUACAGGUAAUUUUUGAAUUGAAAAUUUUACUUUUUUAGCACAUCUGUUUUGAUGUGUUACUGAAAUAUUUUCUAAACAGAGAGGCGCUUAAAACAAGUGUAAUAAUGAUAGUUUUAGGGUACUAUUCCUAUUUUAAGAUUGUAAUUCAGAAAUAGUACGAGUUGUAGGCCUUUGGAGGGCCUAACUUGUACAGUCCCAUUUACCGAUACUGUCUCAUGUAUCAUAAUCUUAAUGUUGAGCUGAGUUCUGUCCAGAACAGUUUUGCACUUGUGUAAAGAUAUGUUGUAUUAACUAAACUGAUGACAGAUUUACCAAGCGUGGUACUUACAGUUAGUCUGAAUGCCUCAGUUGCACAAAAAACACAAAUAGUAAUAAUCAAAGUCUUCCGUUGUACAUAAUGUAAAAAUAAUAAUAAUUAUUAAUUGGUAAACUCUGCAGACUCCCUGGAAUAAACAAUGUGGUGUUUGUAAAUUCUGGAAAUCUCUUUCUAUAAAUAAUAAACUAGAAGCUCUAUCUUUUUUUCUGGAAA